This is a messenger RNA of Filobasidium floriforme, 1581 nucleotides long. RefSeq lists its product as uncharacterized. The record is from RefSeq and is a predicted model, not a curated record. Bases 292 to 1566 code for a protein of 424 amino acids. NCBI's taxonomy places the organism in Eukaryota, Fungi, Basidiomycota, Tremellomycetes, Filobasidiales, Filobasidiaceae. The transcript is spliced from 2 exons.
CCUGACAGUCAGGGGUAUUCAACCGUGCCUCCUUUGAUCUCCUCAAGGGUCGCAAGAUCCCUUUCUUGCUUCUUUCGGACGUGUUGAUCAGGUUUCGGUCAGGUUUGGUGGUAUAAGAGAGCAAGUUCGAAAUAUGAUCGACGACAUGAAGGUGAUCAAACUUGACUUCAGCAAGCCUUCGCAGCCACAACCACGUUCCUCUUGACCUAGCUGGGCCUAGUCUUCGAUUCCUAACAUCCGCUCAUACCUGUUCUCACAUCGCUCCUUCCGCACUUCCGCUCAUCACCAAGAAUGUCUCCCAACAUCUCCACCUUCGACACCAAGGGAAUGGGGGUCCGAGCUGCGGUCCCCAGCAUCAACACCAACGUCAAAUUGGCGCGUGGCACAAAAACCGCGGCUCCUUCGGCUUACCCUCGAGACAAGCUACUGGGUCUGGCCGGCUCUCCUCUAGCGGUCUCUUCCGUUCCCGAUCCCGAACGCUUGCGCAAGUAUCACGACAUUCUCACCGCCGGACCUUCCCCUUCCCCCGCGUCCAUGGGUCAAUCGAUCAAAGGCGACUCGACCGGGCGACAGAGUACCAUGCGCAGAGGCUGGGGUUCCCGUCACAUGGGAGGGAUGUCGGCAGUCACCCCGACGGGAACGUUUGGGAGCUUGGAGUCCUUGAUCAGGCCUGCUUCAGAGAUGCAGGUUAUGACACCUGAAGAGGAUGAUGAGCCACCCAUCAACAUCACGUUCGCCUCGCUCAACCUCUACGGAAUGGGUCCGGGUGCGAAGAAGGAACCGAUCGGUAUGAAGGACGCUUUGAGCCCUGAAGCCAAAGAGUUUGUGCCGACCAACACCCCUGCGAGUCUGUCGAACAUGGCUACCGAGGCGAUUGUUGGGCGGCCGGUCAUGUCCACGACGCCUAUAGUCAAAGAGCCGACGACUGAAAGGCCGACGAUCGAUCGGAUGGAAACCAUGAAGCCUACACAGGCGGUUGCAACGUCGAUCAGUGUCAAGAUCGAUGCCGAGGGCUCCGACACGGACGAACACGACAACAUGCCCCUGUCGUCAGUCGAAUCUGUCGCGGCCAAGAACGGCCACAACAUCCCUUCCAGACCGACAUUGUGCGCCUUACCCCCCAACCUGCCUAGAUGGGCUCACAAGAGCGAUGUACCGAUGGCGAAAAGACCUCAGAUGAAUAGGAACCCUAGCAGUUCCUCGCUGAUGACGUCUGUCACGAUGACCUCCAUCGCGGAAAGCAACGGCAACACGACCGGCCGAAGCAUGGCUUCGCCCUGGAGACGGCAGUCAGCGAUGCCUGUCUUCAUGGACAAGCACGAAAGCACUGUCGCCGUUCCCGCUGCAUCUCAACCUCGACCCAUCCAAACUGAGAAUCUCAGUCCUGAAGCCAGGUCUCAUCCGUCAUCGGCGGUUCGAGUCGGUAGCGCCUUGCCGCACCCCAACUCAUCGCGAAGUUGGGGUAUUCCAGGAGGAUCUAUGGCUAGUCCAGCUCGCGUUCCCAAGCUAGUGACACCCACCGGUCUCCUCGGCGCGGUCCCCAUGCAAGGCGCGGGAUACAAGUAGAUGCGGUGCUUCAAG